Molecule: messenger RNA, 1676 nt
Organism: Lucilia cuprina (Australian sheep blowfly)
Lineage: Eukaryota; Metazoa; Arthropoda; Insecta; Diptera; Calliphoridae
Product: D-2-hydroxyglutarate dehydrogenase, mitochondrial-like
Exons: 6
Coding region: 95-1609 (504 amino acids)
Cellular component (GO): mitochondrion
Molecular function (GO): FAD binding; catalytic activity
Source: RefSeq, a predicted model, not a curated record
AUUGGGUUUGUUGUUGUGUUAUUUUUUUGAACAAUACUGUAGACGAUCAUUGAGUGGAAUGUUUUUAGUUAUUAACAAAUAGUCAAAAAGAAAGAUGCAGCGCCUUAGAACUCUGACGCAACUGAAAAAUACUUUGCUAUCACCCACAUUUCGCACAUACAGCGUAUCAUCGACAUUGCCGGAAUUAACGCAGGUACAAUUUAAUGUCAAGCGUGGCAAUUAUGCCGAAUUAAAUGGCAAAGAUGUGACCUUUUUUGAGUCGUUAAUUGGCACCACGAAUGUUUUAAAGGACGGUGAAGAUGACUUACAAGGUUACAAUACGGACUUUUGGCGUACUGUGCGUGGUAACAGUAAAUUGGUGCUUAAACCCGGCUCAACUCAGGAAAUUUCCGAAAUUUUAAAAUACUGCAAUGACAGACGUUUGGCUGUUUGUCCCCAGGGUGGAAAUACCGGUGUAGCGGGUGGAUCUGUGCCAGUAUUUGAUGAAAUUAUUCUUUCUUUAGCUCGUCUAAAUAAAAUCAUUAGUAUUGAUGAUAUAACGGGUAUCACAGCCUGUGAAUCUGGUUGUAUAUUGGAAAAUUUGGAUGCUAAAACUAGAGAAUCCGGACUAAUAGUGCCACUUGAUUUGGGAGCUAAAUCAAGUUGCCAUAUCGGUGGAAAUGUAUCAACUAAUGCUGGUGGUUUGCGUGUUGUUCGUUAUGGUAAUUUGCAUGGUUCUGUGUUAGGACUGGAGGCUGUAUUGGCUGAUGGAAAAGUUUUAGAUCUUAUGUCAGAUUUCAAAAAAGACAAUACUGGUUAUCAUCUAAAGCAUUUGUUCAUAGGCUCAGAGGGUACUUUAGGUGUGGUUACCAAAUUGGCCAUUUUAUGUCCACCUGUAUCUGAAUCUGUUAACUUGUCAUUCUUGGCUCUUAAUUCAUUCGAAAGUGUUUUGGAGACAUUUAAAAAUGCUAAACGUCAUUUGGGUGAAAUAUUAUCCUCCUGUGAAAUGAUUGACGAGAAGUCUUUAGCAGCUAGCUGUGAAAAUUUCAAUUUCAAGUCCCCCAUUACGGGAUUUCCCUUCUACAUGAUCAUCGAAACAUCUGGCAGUAAUGCUGAUCACGACAUGGAAAAACUUAAUAAUUUCUUGCAACACUGUAUGGAGAAAGGUGAUGUAAUCGAUGGAACGUGUACUAGCGAACCAAGUAAAAUGUUAGAAUUAUGGAAAAUUCGUGAAUUAAUUGCACCGGCUUUAGAUAAAGAUGGAUAUUGUUUUAAAUAUGACAUAUCUCUGCCCUUACGUUCCUUUUAUGAAAUUGUCAAUGUUCUUGAUAAACGUGUCGGUCAUAUGUCAAAACGUGUUUGUGGUUUUGGUCACUUGGGGGAUUCAAAUCUGCAUCUUAAUGUUUCAUGUGAGGAAUAUUCGACUGAACUAUAUAAAAUGAUUGAACCAUUUGUCUACGAAUACACAUCCCAGCUAAAGGGCAGUAUAAGUGCUGAACAUGGCAUUGGUUUCCUCAAGAAAAACUAUUUGAAAUUUUCUAAAAAUCCAGAUGCUAUAGAUAUGAUGAGAAAAAUGAAACAAGUUUUAGAUCCAAAUUGUAUAUUGAAUCCUUAUAAAGUUAUAGAUUAAUUAUACGUUAAUUUUGUAUUAAUAAAUCAGUAAAGAACAGAACAAGUAUUUUGACAAUAAUGAAAAA